This is a messenger RNA of Panicum hallii, 1799 nucleotides long. RefSeq names its product hexokinase-2-like. Gene Ontology annotation, cellular component: cytosol; mitochondrion. Gene Ontology annotation, molecular function: ATP binding; mannokinase activity; glucokinase activity. Bases 103 to 1608 code for a protein of 501 amino acids. Gene Ontology annotation, biological process: glycolytic process; glucose 6-phosphate metabolic process; intracellular glucose homeostasis. The transcript has 9 exons. Lineage: Eukaryota; Viridiplantae; Streptophyta; Magnoliopsida; Poales; Poaceae. The record is from RefSeq and is a predicted model, not a curated record.
ACAGCCGACUCUUUUAACCGACCAGUGCUGCGGGCUGCGGCCACCAACUCCCGUGGCACCGUUGACCGCCGAGGCCGCCAAGGGCCGAACGCAACGGCGGCGAUGAGGAAGCCGGCGGUGGUUGCGGCGGCUACGGCGGUGUUCGCAGCUGCAGCUGCAGCCGCCGUGCUGGCGCGCCAGAGGCUGCGUGAGGCGAAGCGGUGGGCGCGUGCGGGCGCCGUGCUGCGGGACCUGGAGGCGCGGUGCGCGGCGCCGGAGGAGCGGCUGCGGCAGGUGGCGGACGCGAUGGCCACGGAGAUGCGCGCGGGGCUCGCCUCCGACGACCCCGAGGGCGGGGACGGGAGCGUCGUCCUCAAGAUGCUCGUCACCUACGUUGACUCCCUCCCCUCCGGGGAUGAGAAAGGGCUGUUUUAUGCCCUUGAUCUUGGAGGAACAAACUUUCGUGUUUUACGAGUUCAGUUGGGGGGCAAGGAACAGCGAAUAAUCAAGCAAGAAUCUAAAGGGGUGUCCAUUCCUCGUCAUUUGAUGUCCGGAGGUGCAAAUGAACUGUUCGAUUUCAUCGCUGCUGCAUUAGCAAAGUUUGUUGCCUCUGAAGGUGAAGAUUAUCAUCUUCCUGAGGGCGUGCAGAGACAGCUCGGCUUUACAUUCUCCUUUCCGGUGAAGCAAACUUCAAUUGCCUCUGGCACUCUCAUCAAGUGGACAAAAGGUUUUACAAUUGAUGAAAUGGUUGGCAUGGAUGUUGUGGCAGAAUUAAACAAGGCUAUCAAACGUCAAGGACUUGAUAUGAAAGUCACAGCAUUGGUCAAUGAUACAGUAGGGACACUGGCUGCUGCCAAAUAUGCGGAUAAUGACGCUAUUGCUGCAGUAAUACUGGGUACUGGUACUAAUGCGGCAUACAUAGAUCAUGCACACACAAUUCCUAAAUGGCACGGCCCACUUCCCAAGUCUGGAGAUAUGGUGAUAAACAUGGAAUGGGGGAACUUUAGGUCUUCUCACCUUCCUCUGACUGAAUUUGACCAUGCCUUGGAUGCAGAAAGUUUGAACCCUGGUGAACAAAUUUAUGAGAAGUUGAUUUCUGGCAUGUAUAUGGGGGAAAUUGUUCGAAGGUUCUUGCUAAAAAUGGCUCAGGAAGCUUCUCUGUUUGCUGAUGGUGUACCUGAAAAACUUGAGAUCCCAUAUAUCCUGAGUACGCUUCACAUGCUGAUGAUGCAUCAAGACACAACACCUGACCUCCAGACAGCUGGUAUCAAGCUGAAAGAAGUAUUGGGGAUACAAAACACCUGUUACAAAACAAGAAAAGUAGUCGUGGAUCUUUGUGAGGUUGUUGCCAGGCGUGGUGCACGACUUGCUGCUGCUGGAGUCUACGGCAUCCUAAAAAAGCUCGGGCGAGACACUGUAAGCCCCGACGAACAGAGGACAGUGGUUGCUGUGGAUGGUGGAGUUUACAAGUACUAUACAUUCUUUGCCCAGUGCAUGGAGAGCACUCUGAGGGACUUGCUGGGGGAAGAAGUGGCAUCCUCUGUCGUGAUUAAACAGGCAGAAGAUGGGUCAGGCACUGGCGCUGCUCUAUUGGCAGCCUCCUAUUCUCAAUGCCUCCAGGACGAUUAAUUCAGCCCAUAGUUCCUUAGAGUCUGAAUCAAUAUGCAGGCAUGAUGCUGUUAAAACAUUCACCUGUCCCACUAUUCGGUAUCAGGCAAUGUUCAGUCAAUUACAGAAAAUGUGUUACAAAUGUAUUUGCAGUCAUUAAUCUUUCUGAAACUGCUUUUAUAGAAUCUUGUUACCAGAGUUGGAAUUCAGCA